AUUUUUGUAACGUUAAGACGACAGAUUCUCACCCACGGUUACGCGCGAUCGUAGGCAAGCUUGGGCAAGAGCGUCGGCCAUUGCUAUAUAUAUGUUACUGCCGCCGUAUACUUGAGCACCUUUGACGUUAUCAAAUCAAUAUCUCCUACUACAAAUAACAAUCUUGUAAUCCAUCUAUUCCUCACGAUAGCGGCUGAUAAUCGAAAAAUUCGCUUUCUCAAUCGACCUAGUGUAGGAAUCCGGAUCGCAUGAUGGAGCUUCGACGUUUCACAAGUCACGUAUUUUCAAAUAUAUCUGACCAUAUGUGGCAAUAAUUAUUCGCCCUAUGCUUAGAAUUGUCACUCUUCUUAAUCGUGACGCGAGGUUUUGUCACGAAAAAGUCGAAACUGAUGGCUCGAACUGCAGACGGCAAUAGGUGAUAUCGGAAAUUACUAUUAUGGCCAGGGACAUCCUAUGAAGCCGCACCGCAUAAGGAUGACGCACAAUCUACUUUUAAACUACGGUCUCUACAGGAAGAUGGAGAUAUACCGGCCUCAUAAAGCCACGGCGGACGAGAUGACGAAAUUUCACAGCGACGAGUACAUUAGAUUUCUGAGGUCUAUAAGGCCAGAUAAUAUGUCGGAAUACAACAAGCAGAUGCAACGAUUUAAUGUAGGAGAAGACUGCCCCGUUUUCGACGGUUUGUACGAGUUUUGCCAAUUGUCAGCCGGCGGGUCCGUAGCCGCCGCCGUGAAGCUCAACAAGCAAGCUUCUGAAAUCUGCAUCAACUGGGGCGGCGGUUUGCAUCACGCGAAGAAGAGCGAGGCCUCCGGCUUUUGCUACGUGAACGAUAUUGUGCUUGGAAUACUGGAAUUGCUGAAGUAUCACCAGAGAGUCCUGUAUAUCGAUAUCGAUGUUCAUCACGGCGAUGGAGUAGAAGAAGCUUUUUAUACGACUGAUAGAGUAAUGACAGUUUCGUUCCACAAAUAUGGCGAAUAUUUUCCCGGAACCGGAGAUCUUCGCGAUAUCGGGGCAGGCAAGGGAAAAUAUUAUGCGGUCAAUAUACCUUUGAGAGAUGGUAUGGACGACGAGAGCUAUGAGUCGAUCUUUGUCCCUAUUAUCUCGAAAGUGAUGGAAACGUUUCAACCCUCUGCUGUCGUUCUACAGUGUGGGGCUGAUUCAUUGACCGGCGAUCGACUGGGAUGUUUCAAUUUAACCGUCAGAGGCCACGGCAAAUGCGUGGAGUUUGUGAAGAAAUAUAAUUUGCCUUUCUUGAUGGUCGGCGGCGGUGGUUACACCAUCAGGAAUGUGUCCAGAUGUUGGACGUACGAAACGUCGGUCGCUCUCGGAUGCGACAUCGCUAACGAGCUUCCGUAUAACGAUUACUUCGAAUACUUCGGCCCCGACUUCAAGUUACAUAUUAGCCCGUCGAACAUGGCGAACCAGAACACCCCUGAAUAUUUGGACAAAAUAAAAACGAGACUGUUUGAAAAUUUGAGAAUGCUACCUCACGCGCCUGGCGUGCAAGUCCAGGCGAUACCAGAGGACGGAGCGGUUAUCGAGGACUCGGAAGCUGAAGAAAAGGUCAAUCCGGACGAUCGAUUGCCGCAACGCGACUUAGAUAAAAGAAUGCAACAUGAAAACGAAUAUAGUGACAGUGAAGAUGAAGGCGAAGGCGGGCGAAGGGACAAUAGAUCCUACAAGGGAUCUAGGAAGCGGCCCCGUUUGGAAAAAGGUCAAGAGGCCAUGGAUACUGAUAUAAAAAAGGAAGAGGAUAUAAAGACGGAACCAAAAGAAAAUGAAAAGGACGAGAAGGUAAACCCCACGAAUGAGGAAACCAAGAAAGACGGCGGGGCGAAUCCCUGAUAGAUGGUUGCCCCGGAGCAUUUUCUCAGAAAAUGGAGAAGCUCUUAUUUAAAUUAAGUAACGAAUAAGUUUAAAUAGCUUAAAUAAUGGCAGCACACAGUGCAUCGGUGUCUGCUGCCUCUACCUCGCGCGCGCCCUAUAAUUUCGAAAUCAUUAUGUUUUUACCCAAAAUUUCUGAAAAAUAUUUAGACGUCUAGAAAUAUCGGAAAAAUUUCAUUUCCUGGAACGUCAUCCUCAUUGAAAUUGACACGUAUGAGCGUGUUAUACGUAGCUUAUAAUAUCCCAGUUUUAAUCAUAGACCGUUAGGAAUUUCGAAGCGUAUCUCUGAGUGUUCCGAAAUGUUUUUUUUUUCCGGAAAAUGUAAUUUUGAAAAUACCGCACAAAGAUAAUUAAAAAUAUAUCCGCGAUCGCGAAACAGCGUUUUGAGCAACUCGUCAGAAUUUUAGAAUCCGACCAUUAAUUGAUUCUUUUUAUACAUAUUCCUUUAUAGCGGUGUCAUUCGUAAACUAAAUUUUUCUGCGAGAGAUCGUUCGCGAGUAGGUCUCGCGACUGUAUAUUUCAGAAUUUUAUAUGAAUACUCCCAAGGAUUUUACAGAGAUGUAUACAAAUAUUCCAAGGAUGGGUUACAUAAAAAUAUUAACGAUCGACUUAAGAAUUAUAUCACCCAGACGCUGCAAUCAAACUCAUAUGAUAUAUACAAGAACGAUACAUAUGUAAACGUAAAUGUACACGUCGGCCGCAUGCAUUUUGUUUGCGCGAUCGGUGUGUAAUUUCGUACGUCUUCUCACCCACUCGCGGCUAAUUGAAUCACUCGAUAGAGACUAGUACACCGUUUAUACUAAGGAAAGGGGCUAGAACUGUCUUUUAAAUCAAUUGCUCUUGGAUAAAAUCAUGUGUUGACGAAUUUGUUCGCUUCCUAUUGUACAUAAUACGCAAAUUAAUCUUGAAGGAAAUUAAUCCUUGCAUGCAAUAACACUAUACUGUAAUCAUAACGAUGUUCUUUAUGAAAGUGUAAAAAUAUGUCUUACAUUACUCGAAAGAUUAGCGAAUGUUCCUUUGGCUGCCCCUCUGGGUUUUAUCUGGCGAAUUGAGUAUUAUUAACUUGUAACACAGUUCAGAGAGCGAAAGCUACAGGACAUAUUAGAGUAGCUUGACAAUUGAGAAGCUUUAGAAAGUUACAAGUUAAUUUCUCGCAUCUUAACUAGAUAAAUUGAAGAGGAAUCUGAGAAAGGAAUGGAGAUACAUCCUUCUGAUAUUUUUGAGUAAUGUACGAAGAGAGAGAAACAAAAUGAGGUCGGAAAGUGCGGUGGAGCUUAGGGCAGUUGAGGAAUCAUAUAAUCAAUUUCAAAUGUAAUUGUAGAAUCUUAAACGUAUACUAGGCAAGAUUUAUCUCAAUUUAUAUAUAGGUAUAUAAAAAAGAGAUGUGGAAAAAUUGAUUCGUGGCAUCCAUACCUGAUCUCCGUAACAAAAAAAUUCAAGAUUUCAUUCCGAAGAUCGAACGUGUCGAUCUUGACGCAGCAAAAUAUUUAUUGUAAAAUCUGUCUUCAGGCUACGUUCUCACAUAUUUCCAUAUUUUCAUGCGAGAGCAAUAAUUAUGCAACCUUAUGUACAUAAAAUUUGUUUUUUUUUUUCUUUGCGAUGCCAGAACUCGAUCAAGGCCCAGCGUGUCCAUUUUUAUCUGUAACAAUCUAAUAUAUUGCGAUUAAUCAGCGUAACACAAACUAAAAAAAAGGAUAAAUCGCGUUAUGUCUCGUAAGUCAAUUCGAGAUAUAGAUCAAGUAUUAGAUAUUUAUGUCCACGCAUAAGAGUACACACAUAUGGACGUUUUUAAAUAUUUAUAAUAAAAAAAAAUAAAGAAAUCUAUAUAUGUA
Wasmannia auropunctata (little fire ant) is the source of this 3716-nucleotide messenger RNA. It is a transcript of the gene HDAC1, whose product is annotated as histone deacetylase Rpd3-like. Gene Ontology annotation, molecular function: histone deacetylase activity. The transcript has 9 exons. The record is from RefSeq and is a predicted model, not a curated record. Bases 454 to 1845 code for a protein of 463 amino acids. NCBI's taxonomy places the organism in Eukaryota, Metazoa, Arthropoda, Insecta, Hymenoptera, Formicidae.